Lethenteron reissneri (Far Eastern brook lamprey) is the source of this 5036-nucleotide messenger RNA. RefSeq lists its product as uncharacterized. Gene Ontology annotation, molecular function: lipid binding. Gene Ontology annotation, cellular component: extracellular region; membrane. Lineage: Eukaryota; Metazoa; Chordata; Hyperoartia; Petromyzontiformes; Petromyzontidae. The record is from RefSeq and is a predicted model, not a curated record. Gene Ontology annotation, biological process: lipoprotein metabolic process; lipid transport.
GAAGCAGAAUCCCCACUAAUUCGUUGGACGACACCUUGAUACGUGGAGGACAGCAGAGCUUGGCUAUUUGUUGGCGCCGUCUCGCCGCCUGGCUGCUGCCUUCCCGCUCUCUCUGUGGUCCCUCGCGUCUUGAACGACUUCACCAGGUGGAGCGGUGGGAGCGGUGGGAGCGGUGAUCACAUUCAAGACCCCACCGGCACCGGCAGUGUGAUGACACAGAACCGCAACAUGGCCGUCAAAAGCAAAGAUAAAUUCAAGGAAGAAUUCGACGAAGCUUGCGAGCAGACCUGGAGCGCUUUCCAAGAGUGGGAGAAUAAACGGGAGGAGCUCAUCGACGUGUUCAACAGAUUCGCCGACGGCUUGGACAAACUGGAAACAAACGUGAAAGACGUACAAUUGACAGGAGCUCGCGCCCUUAUAAUCGGUGCUGCGGUGACAACGGUGGGAUUCUUAGCUGCUCCGAUAGUUGUUGGUGGUGGCUUGGCGCUGAGUGCAGUGGCCGGAGGGCUUGCAUUGGGAAGUUAUAUCGGCAAAGAAUUAGCUGAGAAGAGCAGCCUUGAAAAAGUUGACACAAUGCUUAAAGCGGAAGAGCAAAGUCUGAGCGAUCUAGAGAAAUGCCUGAAUGGAUUGAGUCAAUCAUGCGAAGGGCUCUCUUCGAUAAAACCGAAAAAUCGUAGGGUCAUUGCGUUUACACAAGCGGAACGUCAGCUCUACAAAGACCUCAACAUCACCGCACAAAGUAAACACACGUUCAAGCUUCCGGAAAAAGUUCCGCAAGACAGUGGCAAAGGCAGAGGUGCAGUAGAGGCCAUGGCUGGUUUUGCCGAUCAUUUGGUAAACAUCAAAGAGGAAGAUAUCCUUGAGCUAGAAGACCGCGCAAAACCACUUCUGAAAUACCGGUUGCUUCCGGUCGUGUUUGGCGUUAUCGCCACUGCAUCGCCACGGGAUAUAUGCACUACAUACGAAAUGAAAUUGACCAAGGAAACAAGUCAGAGGUGGCAGAGGGGCUGCGUAACAGGGCAUCAGAAUUCGAAAAGCAAUUACAAGCUUGCAGAAAAUUCAAACUCACUUUUGACAAGGAGAAUAAAAGAAAAAGUUGUUGCUUUUCGAAGCUGUUCAAAUAAGUAUUUCAAUAAUCGGUGAAAGAUAAAUAAUUGUCAAUUUACCCCAGGCCUCAAUAACACAUUUUUACCAGCUAACUUAAUUGCUCUUCGGCGGCCAUGUUAAUGAGCUUAAUUGAGUGCAGUCUUUCAUCUUUGUCUAGUCCUAAACGCUUGUCGAUAAUGGAAGUGACAAUGAAGUAAUAGUUGUCCUGUCCACGGCCGAGCACAAAAACACAGCCACUAACAUUUUACUAAUUAAUUACAAAACAAAAAACGUCAACAGUAUUUGUCAAUAACAAUGCCUUAAUAUAUAUAAGACUAUUAUGGCCCCUCUUCAUAGCAUAUCAACCACAUUAGAACAUCAAAAGGCUGAUGCUCACAUCUCCUUAAUGAACGGAAAAAUAAAGAAGCCGCAGUGCGGGUAUGGACCAUAUUAGUCAAUUAUUGUAGUCUGCACUCAUUCAAGCAAAAGUAUACGAAUUUUUUUUCAUGAAGGCCCUCUCGUGGCUAACAGAGGGCACUUUUCUCCUGAACAUAUUGCCAUACAAAAGAUUAGAAUAGCAUAUAGAGAGGCCAGAGAUAGAGUGGAGAAUAAUAGUUGGAGACUGCACUUGUUUUUAUACCAUAGGGCCUGAUGAUAUUUCUAAAAGUUUUACAAGUAACAUUGUGUUUAACUCGAAUUUCCCUCAACCUCAUCCUUGUCAUCCAAACAGAUUGUAAUCACUCACCAUUAUCAACAUAUCAAAAACACUCGUCUGCUUUCCUACCAGAACAGUAUGUGAAAAUAACGUAUACAACAGCACAAAACGGUCGUAAUCAUCAAAUGCCAUUUGAUUACCUGGAGGAAGGCCUUCUCAUAACCAUCGCCAUCUAUCACGGUCUGGUAGACUGGAGUAGACACGUGGCUAUAUCGAGUGGUAAUACUCGAUGUGGGUGCAGAAAUAAUUGUCUCAGUGGCUGAGAAAAAAAAAACACUUGUCUUGAGUCAGAGCACUGAGCCACAGAGUCAGCGCCACUGAGAUCCUAGCUUGGAUCUGGAUACAUGAAGCUGCCUGUUAAUAAAUUGUGGGUCUCACUUGUCCUGUUGUAGUGAGAUGACUUUUCACUCCUGGCAUUGCUGUUGUUGUAUAUAUAGGCUUUUUUUCCAAAAAAUUAUAUUAAUAAUAAUUCUGCCAAUAUAUAUUUUUAAAUAAUCAAUCGCGGUGUCGCUUGGGGCAAAAGGGGGUGAUACGAAACCCUCCCCUCACAGCAGAUGCCUUUCACACAGGGGCGGUUUCUUCAUUAGGGCGAUUGGGCGACGCACCACCAAUGUCAUUCAACCACAGAGUCACGCUAGCCGUCACUGUGCCUCUGGAUAUAGUCCAAUCAGCGUCAUGUCACGUUCUGUGGAGUACCGCCUCUUUUUGGGCGAUUUUACUCCGGCUGAGAAUCGCCCCGAGUGGCCCCAUAGACUUACAUUCAAAGAUGUUUUUUUUCGACCGGGGGGCGCUGCAAUGCAUUCUCUAUGGCUUCCGGGAGGGCUCGCCCUAACGUGCUUACGUCAUCAUACGUAAGCACGUUUCAUCCAACAAUAUAAUUUGUCGCCACCUAGUGGAAUCUUUAAUAAAAGAAACUUGAGUGGAUUGUAUUAAUAGUGAGUAUAGAAACAAACAAGAUGUAUUGUAAGAGUCACUUUAUUUUUCAUUAAUAUUAAAGAAGUGAAGUUGCCUUUACAUGCUUAAGCUGUUAAUUUAUCCAUUGCAUGGGUGGAGCUUAUCCUUAUCAAUCAUCCAGACAUUUGCCCCCCCUGAGAGAUUUUGCAGGAGCCACCACUGCUUUCACACUCAGGACCAAGCAAGGAAGUAGCCAUAAAGAUAAUAAACAAAUAAAAACACCUUGGUACAAAGGAAAUAGAGGGGGGGGAUUGCUAAUGAGAUUCUGGGGAAAUCUCUACACGACUUCAAAGACCGCCACAAAGCACGUACAAAAAGCAGGCGUCACCAUCUUCUUGGUUCUUUCGGUAAACUUAGCGACACGAAUAAGUGGACAUCAUAGACUGCCCACACACUCACUCCGAUUAAAAACCAGGCUACAAUCUACAUUAGUGGGUUAUUACUUCUCAUAUAUUAUUUUAAUCCUAAUGUUAUUCACCUUAUUUUUAUUCUUCUUCUUCUAUCUAUGUGACUGUACCGAAAGAACCAAAGAAUGAAUUCUGGAUGAACAUAAACCAAAUAAUAAUUAUGAAGUAUUAGACCGAGGGUCAUCCAGAAGAAUAAAUACGGCGAAAUAGGUCAAUCACCCAAAACCAAGAUAAAAUGUAUCCCAUAGAGAGAAAGCCUCCCACCCGCCUUUGUCUCCCGGCAGCACGUGAUAGUAAAUUUGCAUACGCACGCAGAGGACAUCUCCCCUUAAAAAGAAAAUCAAACACCAUGAAGGAACUCCAAACCACGAUGGAAGUACUGUAAACACUUCUACAAACAUACCUUGAGUCACUUACAGAACUACAAAAGUGGUACGGUAUCAAGCUAUAAGAGGUAAAAUAGUAUUUUUUCAAACGGUACAAAAGAAACAACUUCAAAGUCCUGCGGCCCUCUCUGAGAGAGACAAAAUGUAACUCCCCACCGCGAGGGAAGAGGGGGGAGAACGCAACCGGACAGGGGGACCCCCCCCCCUCCUUCCAGAUUAUAUAUUGCAGAGGGUUGGAGGACUAGAAGGACGCACUUGUAGCAAUUUGGGACAUCUGUUUCCCACGGAUGAAAAGAGGGGGACAAUAAUCAGGCCAGAGUGAGACUUAACAGAUGGCUUAAUAAAUUAGAACACACACACACGUAGAACUUCCCCCACAGCAAAGAACGAAAUCAAAGGAAGUUCCAGUCCUUUGUGAGAAGGCGUGCCGAGGGGAGAGAAUUCCACAUAAAAACAGAGACACGACACACACAAUAGAGUGCUGCGAUCGGCAGGCUCCGGGAACCUGCCCCCGUGACUGGCACAUCGUCAACGAGCUGCAUCAGCAGAAGCCACGACCAGCGACAGAAGACAACCGCUAGCGAGCAGACUCCUGGGCAUGGCCUCGAGAUCAACAAUGGGUGUGGUGUUGCGCAGAGAAGAGGGGCGAGGUGAUGCUCGGUGCUGAGUUCGGCAUGGACCGACAGAGUAUCGCUGAAAGUUUUAUUCUACAUUUAUCUUGAUGUUUUGAGUCGCUUGCAAAGUCAAGGAUUGCGAUAAGUUGUAUUGUACUAAGCUUUCACAGUUGUUUAAGAGGUGUGCGAAUACACUUUACAAGUUUUGAGAGUGAGUGCCAGCUCCCACGGGCAGCUGCAGCUCGAGUUAAACUGACGAGCAACGUCAAGCAAUCAACCUCGAGAAAGGGCGGAAAGCACCAAGCAUCGACCAAGCCAGCAUCGCAGAGAACCAGCUGCACGUGCAAUCGUGCACCGCCAGGGAGCAUGGAGCAGGAGAGAGCGCGCAGCAGCGCCACCAGCGCCACCGAGCAAGGGUGUUCAGCUGCCAGCGGACAAGCUGCGAGCGCUACGAGCACCUUCAAAGAUACGCGUCGUGCCAACUCAGCUCAUCCAGCAGGGAAAAUAGCCUAACCAGCCGCCCGUGAAGAAGAGGAGAGCGCCGGCGAGAGCGCCGUGGGUUCGACACACACACACACCGACCAGCAACCAGCUGGGAACCAAAACAAGAGUGAGGAACGGCGGCCAGUGGACAAGCUGCGGGUGCUAUCCGACGACGGAAUCAAUGCGCAUCGCCGACGGCGAGCGUCAUGCCGACUCUCUCUUUCCGUUCAGCAGUGGACAAGCAGCUGCUGCUGUCGCCUCAAAGAGAACAAGCGAGCAAGCUAUUCGUAUGACAAAGAUAAAGAUCCCCCGUAUAGCCUGAACAGACUGUAGGGGCAAGUGCUGUUAGCGAGCACCUAUGAAGGCCGGAACGGUACACGAGGGGGUGGGU